Molecule: messenger RNA, 1155 nt
Organism: Arachis ipaensis
Lineage: Eukaryota; Viridiplantae; Streptophyta; Magnoliopsida; Fabales; Fabaceae
Product: F-box protein At5g07610-like
Molecular function (GO): protein binding
Source: RefSeq, a predicted model, not a curated record
AUGGAAGUAAUUGAAGGAAACGAUUACUUACUUACUCAAAUUCUUGUUCGUCUUCCUUUGAGAGAUGUCAAAACCUUCAAACGUGUCUCCAAGCGGUGGCGCUCUCUCAUCUCCGCCCCUUACUUCCGCCACUGCCACACCACCGUAAAACGAAGAAUCUCCUGUUUGUUCUUAAAUCCCCCCGUCAACUCUCCACAUCAGGAAUUAAACUUCUUCUACUUGGAUCAGAAAACAGCUUCGUUCUUCCCCAAAAUCCUCGAUCUGCCUCGUUCACGUAUAUCACAAUCUUGCAACGGCUUAAUGCUUGUCCAAUCGAGGAGCGACACGUUCAUCUAUAACCCUACCACCGGACACAAGAAACCCUUGCCUUCUCCCUUUCCAUCGUUUGACGAAUCACGUUUCAGGUAUUACUACUCUCUGGCUUUUGAUCCCUUGCGAUUUCUUGGUUAUAAGCUGAUCUGCAUUUAUCAUCGCGAGUAUUCGAAAGAAGACAGUUACCGAACCAUGAUUUACUCCUCGGAAUCCGGUGCCUUUUGGAAGCACUGCGGCUCUUCCUUCUCGGCUCCCAUUAACAUGCAUUUUGCACGUGGUGUUUAUUUCAAAGACUCAGUUUACUGGAUCGACACAGAAAGCAAAACGACACUGCGUUUUGAUCUGAACGAAGAGCUCGUGAAGGAUGACAUGCCUCCCUUGCCGCAACAACAUCAUCAACAUGAUGCUGCUGGUUACGGAUAUCGAUGGGUUCUUGCACCUGCAUGCGGUUACAUGAAUUCAGUUGGAUUUGACUCUAAGUAUCGUAUAAGCAUCUUCCGAUUGAAGGAAGAUGAUUAUUCAUCACGGUGGGUUCUGAUGCACAGCGUUGAUCUUCGACGAUGUAUAAAUCUUCGAACUAUUUAUCAGAUAAUAAUUCUUAAAAACUACUUCAAUUUAGGGUAUGCAUGCAGUAUACUCCAUCUCAUUGAAGAUGGUGAAGAUGAGAUGACUUUGUUGUUGCAGAUACCAAACAAAGUUAUUGCUCUGCGGUUAAAGGAUAAUACCUGUGAUGAUGUGUUGGACUUUACAAGAGUAAAAGGAAAUUUCCUCCGUUAUUGUUCCCCUGGAUUUAAGGGGUGGUACAGAGCCUUUGGGUUCAUUGAGAGCUUAGCUUGUGUUUAG